AGCUAAGUAGGAGAUUGCCUAGAGCCCAUUUAAUCUGCAGCAGCAAUGGCCAGAUGCUGCAGUCUAUGGUGAAGCAGGCACAACAGCUACCGCAGUCAGGGGACAAGCCUUUAAUUUUUAGUGCUAUUUAUUUGAUCCUGGUCUUUGGAAUCCAGCAUUUCAUGAAGGAACGGAGAGCCUUCCACCUGCGGACACCACUGACCCUGUGGUCCUUCAGUCUGACCUUGUUCAGUGUCAUUGCAGCCUCACGGGUCUGGAAGCAAAUGGCCUUCGUCCUUCUUAACAAGGGAUUUAAGCAAUCAGUGUGUAGUCAAUCUGUCUAUGUUCACCCUGUCUCCAGGCUUUGGUUAUUUUUAUUUGUAAUGAGCAAAUAUGUGGAAAUGGGUGACACUGUGUUCAUUGUUCUCCGGAAAAAGAAGCUCAUCUUUCUCCACUGGUAUCACCAUUUAAGCACAGCAGUUGUAACCUGGUAUGGAUAUAAUGAAAUGGCAGCUGGAAAUGGCUGGGUUGCAGCCUUGAACUUCAGUGUCCAUGGUCUCACAUAUGCCUACUACACUGUGACAGCCAUGGGCAUCCGGGUACCCAAGUCCAUCGCCAUAACAAUCACCACUUCACAAAUGGUGCAGAUGACGGGAUUUGUAAUAAUGAACAUCUUUAUCUUCUUCUGGAAGGAUGAUAAGGUCUGCCACACCACCUGGCCACUGUUUCUCGCUUCAUCUUGGGUUUUUAUCACUUUUUUGAUACUCUUUGUCAACUACUUCUCCAAAACUUAUCUGAGUGGCACCUGGAAAUCCAAGGGGGAGUAA
This is a messenger RNA of Lepidothrix coronata (blue-crowned manakin), 806 nucleotides long. RefSeq names its product ELOVL fatty acid elongase 3 (gene ELOVL3). The record is from RefSeq and is a predicted model, not a curated record. The coding region runs from base 54 to 806 and encodes 250 amino acids. The transcript has 4 exons. Gene Ontology annotation, biological process: very long-chain fatty acid biosynthetic process; fatty acid elongation, monounsaturated fatty acid; fatty acid elongation, saturated fatty acid. Lineage: Eukaryota; Metazoa; Chordata; Aves; Passeriformes; Pipridae. Gene Ontology annotation, molecular function: fatty acid elongase activity. Gene Ontology annotation, cellular component: endoplasmic reticulum membrane.